Cooperia oncophora is the source of this 1491-nucleotide messenger RNA. The record is from the annotation of a GenBank genome assembly. NCBI's taxonomy places the organism in Eukaryota, Metazoa, Nematoda, Chromadorea, Rhabditida, Trichostrongylidae.
AUGGAAGAUAGACCAAAAUGUGGGCCAGAUGAGGAUACACUCAGUCCCAUCCAGCGAGAGUUACUGUGCGAAGCUAAUGGCUCUGCAGCUUUCUCCAAGCCAAAAUCUUCUUAUUUCAAGCCAGCUUUAUUUCCAGUAAUUGAUGGGAAAAGGGAUGCCGACUUAAGAAGAGCUGUGUUUGAUGCUGUUGUGCAGUUGUCAGAGGUUGUAUCGGAAGGUGUUCUCAAAGUGCAGCUCCCCUUCCUGCACUGCAGCUCCUGGGAUGAGGUUAUUGAAGAGCGAUUCCUCGGCAGCCCACGUUUGUGUGGUUUCCCUACGUGUGGAGAAGCUAUUGAAGUGCAGCUGAAGAAGCAAAAAUAUUUCAUAGACAGGCAUGCCCGGAAGAUUUAUGAGCAUCGCAGUGAGAGUGACAUGUAUUGUUCUCGUUCGUGCAUGCAACGAUCCGCUUCUAUUAGGGCGCAGUUAGCCGAUGAACCGUUGUGGCUUUCUGGGGACAUUUCGAGAAGAAUGCGUAUGUCGUAUAAGAUCGAGAGGCCCGUGGAAGAAAGUGGAAUGUUUGCUAAAACGAGAGAGAUUGAGGUUGUGCGAGCAGUUGAGGAGAAGCUCAGUGACUUGAGGAUCAGAGAAGGAGAGUCGUCGACGGAAUCCGAGGUGGAGGAUUACGCAGACGAUGAACGGGAUGUGAAGUCAUUCAUCAAAACUGUUACGAACCUGAUUGGUGUUGAGGACGAACGACAGAAUAUAAAAGAAAGCGGUAAAGGAGCGCCGUCACCAAAGCUCCCCUCUGAUGCACCUGAAAAGCCCAAAGCAGUGUCAAAAACCGCCACAAAUGCAUCCGCCAAGGCUUGUGCAGGCCAGCGACCAACGUCUACACGCCGUCUGAGUGAACCACCGGCAGUAAAUGCGAAAUUACCGGAUCCUCAAAUGGCAUCCAAACUUUCGCUGACUCAAGCAGAACUUGAAAAACUCUCACGAUUGAGGGGCUGGAUUACCAAGCGAACUCAUCAGUUAUUGCGCUCAGGAGGGCUCUGCAUUUCUGAUUCUGCUGACUCACUCAUGAAACAAUUCUUCCAACCAUAUGGUGAAGACAGUGCGGUGGACAGGAACGAAGUUCUGCUUCCAUGUGUGGAUUCCAUUGAUGUUCAAAAGAAACGUCUGCAUAUAUUUCUCGAUACGGUGAAGAAACCGCUCUCAGUUUAUCAAAGAGAGCUGCAGUUCUCGUUCUCCAGAUUCAACUGGCUCUAUGUCCUGGUGCCACAUUUCACCUGGAACCGAACUAUUACUGAUUUCUCGAAUGAUAUGCUGAAGCUGAUAUGUCUCACGCUUUUGAAACUCAUUUCGAAAUUGGAUAACGCAGUGGAAGAUGCGGUGUUCCCAGCAGGACAACCAUCAGAGAAAUUCUUGAGCUGCUUGUCCAAACUGGGUGUUGAGCCUCACGCCUUCGACACGCUGGCUGCAGAGAUUCUCGAGAACCAUGAAGAGACUUCCUAG